Messenger RNA from Schizophyllum commune H4-8, 1112 nucleotides. RefSeq lists its product as uncharacterized. The record is from RefSeq and is a predicted model, not a curated record. Gene Ontology annotation, cellular component: endoplasmic reticulum membrane. Gene Ontology annotation, biological process: protein folding. Bases 102 to 1031 code for a protein of 309 amino acids. Lineage: Eukaryota; Fungi; Basidiomycota; Agaricomycetes; Agaricales; Schizophyllaceae. The transcript is spliced from 6 exons.
GGCAUCAUUCCCACGCCGCCAUCAGCGCGAGCAUCAUCGUGUUUAUCGCCUCUUUUUUCCUUCCCCCUCACCCGUGACGACACUUCCGCCUUGCUGUGGACAUGACCCGCUUCGGCGACUUCGACUUGCUCUGCAAGGACGUCCCCUCGUACUCCUGGUGCAACCUCUUCUACCGCCAGGUUCAACGAGCGGAUAGCAGUCUCCUCCAAGGUGUCUCUGCCGACUCCGCCUCCGCGCCCGUGGGCGUCAACCCCACCUGUGGCAUCCAGACGGCCGGCACAGAUGGCUCGCUCGCGAACAUCGCCAACAUAAUCGUGAUCGCGCUCAGCAUCUUCUUCACCGCCGCUCUCAUCUUCCUCGCAAACCGUCGGAAGGCCGCCGUCGGACGUGUUGAGCUCCGCAGCUUCCUCAUCCUCUACUUCCUCUCCCUCCCCCUCCAGCUGCUCUCCAAUGGCGCCGUCCUCACGCAGGGCUCCACCGCGCUGGUCGCUCUCACGGCGCUGCACGCGGGCGUCGUCGCCGCGCUCUUCUGGUCAUUGCUCGCCAAUGCCCUCGUCGCGACGCAGGUCGUCGAGGACGGGACUAUGAGCUCUUUGAUUCCUUUCCACAUCGGUGUCGUCGCCUUCUUCGCCGCGACAACAUAUAUAUCCUUCGACGUCGCGCUCGGCAUCACGGACACCCUCGGUACCUCCAACCCCACGGAGGCCCUCCGGAGUAUCCCGCUGUUCGUGCUCACAAGCAUAUGGCCCGGCGCGGCCGCCCUGUUGUACUUCCUCAUCAUGGGCUACAUCGUGCUCGCUGUGUUGAACGAGAUACGCCCGAUGUGGUACUAUGUCAUCAGCGCGGUGCUCUUUGUGCUCUCCCAGCUCGCGUACUUCCUGCUCAGCCAUGUCGUUUGCAAGGGCUCGAAUGCGAAGGUCGACGGGUCGUUCAUCGCAACGCUGCUGGAGACCGCGAGCGUCGGCGUGCUCUACCUCGCGUGGAGAAGUAUAACAGAAGAGUCAUGGGACGAGGACGCGUACUACCAAUGAUCACGCGUCUAGCCCGGCGUGGGGCCGCGUCCUCCUAGUCUGGGACGCCUCCAGCUAGUUUGGUAUCGCUCCCAGCUAGCG